Messenger RNA from Dreissena polymorpha, 9824 nucleotides. RefSeq lists its product as uncharacterized. The record is from RefSeq and is a predicted model, not a curated record. Bases 44 to 8506 code for a protein of 2820 amino acids. The transcript is spliced from 2 exons. Lineage: Eukaryota; Metazoa; Mollusca; Bivalvia; Myida; Dreissenidae.
UACACACAGUAAUUUGGUGGAAAUAAGAGAUCAGUUGAUUGAUAUGACAAGCACAAGCACUGUUAAAAGAACAAUAGCUGGAGAGAUUGUGAAGUGUAACCAUGAUAAUGAAUCCUUGAGUAGAAUUAUUUUGGAGUGUGAAGAAACAACGAAAGGCAAAUUGAAACAUCCUCAAGAGAAAGCUGAAACAUCAAUGACUGAAGCAAGUGAAAUUACUUCAGAAAAUAAGGAUAUUGAAGAGAAUGUGAACGAUAGUGAUAAAUCAGAAGGAAAGCGUGUACAGAAAAGUGGCACUAGUACAGAGGUACUGCCUCGAGUGCAUGAGGAGUGUAAUGAAACUGAUAAACCAACAGGCAUAUUUGAAUCUCAUAAUAAGACAGGUUUUACAUACAGUAAUAGAGAAAUCCAAUUAGGAAAGGAAAGUAAUGGAAACUCCGGAAAAGAAUUUGAAAUACAAACAAACUCUUCUCAGGUUGGCAAUAAUUUUAAUGAAAAUACAGAUGAGAUAUUGAAUUCUCAAGAGGAAUGCUUAUUGGAAGUUAAAAAGUCUGAUAUGAAAAACGGCAUUGGAAGUGAAGUUGAUGUUAAUGAUCCUUCUGGUGAAGACAAUGUUACAGACAUUUAUAAGGCAGUUGAAACUAAACAAAUUUACCAGGAGGAGAAUGACCUGUUAAAUGGAAAAACUAAUUUGUCUAAAAUGAACUCUUCGGAGAUAAUUGGUGUGCAAGACUUUGAAUCUGAUAAUGUUAGGUCAGUGUGCAUUUUGACUGAUAUUGAUGGUGAUGCAUGUAAAGAAGAUGCAAACAGUUUCCAAAGACAGGAUAAACAGAUCAUAACAUUGACUGGAUUUAUAGAUGACAGUGAUAAUAAAAAGUUGACUAAAGUUAUGGAAGACAGUGUUGACCAAACAUUGACUGGAGUUAUAGAAGAUGGUAGUAACCAAACAAUGACUGAGGUUAUAGAAGACAGCCGUAACCAAAUAAUGGCUGGAGUUAUAGAAGACAGUGGUGACCAAAUAAUGACAGGAGUUAUAGAAUACAGCGAUAACCAAACAAUGACUGGAGUUACAGAAGACAUUGGUGACCAAACAUUGACUGGAGUUAUAGACAACAUUGGUAACCAAACAAUGACUGGAGUUAUAGAAGACACUGGUAACCAAACAUUGACUGGAGUUGUAGAAGACGGUGAUAAGCAAACAAUGACUCAAGUUAAAGAAGACAGUGGUAACGAAAUAUUUACUGGAGUUAUAGAAGACAGUGGUAACCAAACAUUGACUGGAGUUAUAGAAGACAGUGGUAACCUAACAUUGACUGGAGUUUUAGAAGACAGUGGUAUCCAAACAUUGACUGGAGUUAUAGAAGACAGUGGUAGCCAAACUUUGUCUGGAGUUAUAGAAGACAGUGGUAACCAAACAAUGAUUGCAGUUAUAGAAGACAGUGAUAAACAAACAUUGACUGGAGUUAUAGAAGACAGUGGUAGACAAACAUUGUCUGGGGUUAUAGUUGACAGUGUAAACCAAACAUGGACUGGAGUACUAGAAGACAGUGGUAACCAAACAUUGACUGGAGUUUUAGAAGACAGUGGUAACCAAAUAUUGACUGGAGUUAUAGAAGACACUGGUAACCAAACAUUUACUGGAGUUAUAGAAGACACUGGUAACCAAACAUUGACUCUAGUUUUUGAAGACAGUGGUAACCAAACAUUGACUGGAGUUUUAGAAGACAGUGGUAACCAAACAUUGACUGGAGUUUUAGAAGACAGUGGUAGCCAAACAUUGACUGGAGUUUUAGAAGACAGUGGUAACCAAACAUUGACUGGAGUUUUAGAAGACAGUGGUAGCCAAACAUUGACUGGAGUUUUAGAAGACAGUGGUUACCAAACUUUGUCUGGAGUUAUAGAAGACAGUGGUAACCAAACAAUGAUUGCAAUUAUAGAAGACAGUGAUAAACAGACAUUGACUGGAGUUGUAGAAGACAGUGGUAGUCAAACAUUGUCUGGGGUUAUAGUUGACGGUGUUAACCAAACAUUGACUGAAGUUAGAGAAGACAGUGGUAACCAAACAUUGACUGGAGUUAUAGAAGACAGUGGUAACCAAACAUUGACUAGAGUUUUAGAAGACACUGGUAGUCAAACUUUGUAUGGAGUUAAAGAAGACAGUGGUAACCAAACAAUGACUGCAGUUAUAGAAGACAGUGAUAACCGAACAUUGACUGGCGUAAUAGAUUACAGUGGUAGCCAAACAUUGUCUGGGGUUAUAGAUGACAGUGUUCACCAAACAUUGACUGGAGUUAUAGAAGACAGUGGUAACCAAACAAUGACUGGAGUUUUAGAAGACCGUGGUAGCCAAACUUUGUCUGGAGUUAUAGAAGAGAGUAGUAACCAAACAAUGACUGCAGUUAUAGAAGACGGUGAUGACCAAACAUUGACUGGAGUUAUAGAAGACAGCGGUAGCCCAGCUUUGUCUGGAAUUAUAGAAGACAGUGGUAACCAAACAAUCACUGCAGUUAUGAAUGACAGAGGUAACCAAACAAUAACUGCAGUUAUAGAAGAGAGUGGUAACCAAACAUUUACUGGAGUUAUAGAUAUAAGUGCUAGCCAAACAAUGACUGGAGUUAUAGAAGACAGUUGUAACCAAACAUCGAGUGGAGAUAAAGAAAAUAGCAGUAACAGAACAUUGACUGGAGUUAUAGAAGACUGCGGUAAUUUUAAAGGCAGUAACAAUGUUUCUAGAGAAGGAGUCUCAUUAGAAAGUAGAAAUAUAACUGCAAGUAUGCAUCUUGAAACAGAGCCAAAAGAGAGUAUUUCAGACAUCGCUGCAACACACACUCUUGGAGAAAAGGAAUUUCUGCAAAAAUACAAAUCUGAAGACGAAGUUGAAACUAUGAAUGUAGAGAGUGCAGUAAAUGAACAGGAAAAAGAAUCCUAUUCAGCAACAGUCUUUAAUAUCCAGGAUGAAAGCAGCUAUUGUAAAUCCGAGUCUGACUCAGAAAUCAGUUUUAUAUCGGAGCCUUGUAUAAAUGAGCAGGUCAGUGAAGAUGAAAUCCUAUACAUAAAGGAAAUGAAUGAAAAUGAGCAAAGUGAGAAGAUAGAUGAAUUUAAAGAGAUUGACCUGUUUGAUGGUAUUCAAACAUUCUUUAAAGAACCUGGGUCACAUAAAUUAUUGGGACAUUCAGAACCAGUAACAGUAGAUGCAUUAAAGCUGGAAAACAAGUUAGUUGCCUGUCAACUUGAAGCAAAUGAGAAUGAAGAAUUUCUGGGCAACAAAGCAUUAGUAGAAGGAAAAAUAAAUUAUACAAAAAUGACAGACACGUUACAGCAUCAUUCUAGUAAUGACUUAACUAUGCCUUUGCUGAUGGAUUCCUCAGAUCGGGAAAGUGUUGCAUCCAGACAAUUAGAAAGUGAACUAGUUAAGUCAGAGGAUGAAAUAGAUGUAGAGAAUGGUACAGAACAUACAAUUAAACCAGAGACAUAUCAAACAGAUGAUCAGGGAACUCUAUACAUGUGUGAUAAAAGUUCAGAGGCAACAUUUGAGCAAUCAUUUGUUGAACCAACACAUGAUAUAACUGACAUCAGUGUGUGUGAUAAAUUGGCAAUAAACAUACCACUAAAAAGCAAUGCAGCAAUAAUGCCUGUAGAUAAUAACAUGGUAGAACAUGUGAAAAAUCAAGACAUGAAUAAUGAAGAGAGUAAUGAAGAUUUAAGUAGGACACCAGAGGAAAGAACAUAUUUAAUUAAAGAAACAAGCAGAGAACAACUUGACAAUUUGAAUCAGGAAGAAAGAGAAAACAUGAUGCUUGAAGGUUAUUCCAUAGAUGCACAGGGUCAAAUUGACAGAGAUGAUACAUGUGGUUUACAUAUGGAUCAUAAUUUACAGCUGAUGACAGGUCAUUGUGUGAAUGAUUGUGAUGAAAGGGAAGAGAAAUUUGUACAACCAAAUGCAAUUGAUAACAGUGUUAUUGAAAAAUCUACCUCUGCGAAUGUUGAACUUGCCCCAAAAGCAAAUUAUGAUUUGAUUGUUGAUAGUCCUGCUGAAAAUACCGACAUGAGUGGAAAAAUUGUGAAUAAUGGCAUUAAAGUUGACAAGUCUAUGGCUGAAAAUGCAUGUUUGAUAACUGAUAUCUCUAAAAUAAGUGAUAAUAAAAACGAAGAUGUUUUGUUUGAUUCUGAGAAAAUAGACACCAAUAUGUCAGCUCUUAGCACCAAUGUGGAUCAUGUUGUUAAGGAUUUACUUCUGACGAAAGAAUCAGAAAUUAUAACUGAACAUUCCAAAACUAUAAGUUGUAAAAGUAGAGAAAAGACUUUAAUAUUGCUUGAAGCAGGUACAGGUUUAAUUAAUGAUGACUCUAAAUUUGUUCAAAGCAAACCUGAAAAUAUUUAUGCGAAAAUAAUUUACCCAGAUGUAGAAAUUGAAAAGAGUAGUAAUACCGAAAAAGUUCAUGUGAGCUGUGAACAAGAAAAUGUUAGCCAUGUGGCUGAUAGCUUUAGCCAGGAUUCUGUUGAGGUUACAGGUGUUAUAAGUGAUUUAGUAAAUGAAAUUAAAGAGGACAAUUUGCCACUGAGUGAUGAUAAAUCAUCAAACGAUGACUUUAAUGCACCAAUCAUUGAAACAGUGAUUGACCAAGAAAGAUCUUGUCCUAUUGAAAUGAGCAGUCAUACUGAUUCAACCACUGAAAAUGAUAGAUCAUGUAUAGACCUUCCAAUCAAUUUGAUGAGCUCUGAUUUCAUAUGUAAUAAUGAAGUUGAAAACAGUUAUUGUAACCCUCAGAUGGCUGAAAAAAGUUGUGAAGGUGAAAAAGAUUAUAUUGAAACUAAAGUCAGAGAUAUAUCAGUUGGCAAAACACUUCAACAUGAUGAUUCGAAACAACCAACAGACAUCAGUAUUCCCACCAUAUGUAAUGAAGAAAGCAAAACAGUUGUGAUGAGCCACAUAGAGAAUGUGAAAGUUGACUGCACAAAUAAUAUGAAUUCCAUUGUUGAAGAAGCAAAAGAAUCACUUGAAAGUGCAGGGAAAACUUGCAACAUGCAGUCUGCAAUUUCAGACAUAGAUCAUAUAAAUGUCAAGAGAUCUCCACGAUUGAAUAAACUGAAACGAAGAGAUUACCGCCAUCCUUUUAAGAAGAAAGUAAUUGCUGCAAGUACACCAAAAGUAAACAAUGAUCACAACUAUGAUCACAAAGAUAAAGGUUUUGGAAAGAAAUGUCAAGAUCAGCAUAUUAAAGAAUCAAACAGUUUUGCUCUUAAAACUGCUCAUUUGAAUGAACAAAAAGAAUUGCCAGUUAAAAUAAUGAGUAGCGAUGAAGUUGAGAGUAUACGUAACAUAAGCAGCAUGAAGGACACAAGUCCAGACAUGACAGCUGAAAAUGUUGACAUUCUUAAAAGCAAAAGUCUCUUUGAAAAUACUCAAUUGAAACCAAAGGCAGUUGUUUUUGAAUAUGUUGGAAAUAUUACCUCUGGAAAUGCCAGUUAUGGAUCAAGUAUGAAUGUAUUAAAGUCUGAAAUUUGUGAUCUGAUUCUCAAAUUUAACUCAGCAAAAGGAAAAAGUACAGAAAACAAUCUAAAUAAUUUGACUGAUGUGAAUAGUUCUACACAAAAUACACGUGAAAGUAGUGCCCUGGAUAAUGCACUAUCAAGAGCAUGUGAAGAAUAUAAAUCUGCUCCUGAGCAGAGUGUAUCAAUCUUGAAGCUCUCAGACACCAACCAAAGUCAGCCUGUUAGUGAACCGUACCCUAAAAGUCAUGUGAAAAUGGAACGCGAGUGCCAUGAAAAUAUCGAAGUUCAAGUUGGGGGAGCCAUGAUUGAUUGUGGCGGUAAAACUGAUGGAAAUGAAUCAGAUUCAAAGAAAAGCAGUAAUUCUUCUACAGUGGAGGAUCUUCUGCCUCCAGAAAUAAGACUUGAGAAUGAAACAGAUGAGGAGUUUUUAAAGAGAGCUGAAAAGAUAAAAUCAGCCCUAAAGAAGGCUGUGAAAUCCUAUCAGUCUGAUUUUGAUUUUGAAAACCAGUCAAGUGUAGAAUCCAACAUUCCUCCUGUAACUCCAGAGGAAGAAACUGAUUUGCAGAAUUUUGAUGUUGCUAGCUUAUAUAGUAACACUUCUACCAAUGUCCCUAAGAAAGCACCACUGGUUUCAAAUGUUGUUACAGUUGUCUGCAUGACAAAAGGUAAUAAAGUAAAGACUGUAACCAGCAAAAAUGUGAGAGCCAUGAUACCAUUAUCAGUUUCACAGUCCAUGCCAAAGCAGCCAGUGUAUCUUCAGAAAUCUCAGUCCUCAGAUGACAUACAUAGUCAGGUCGGAUUAUUAAAUUCUGCUGCUGCUGAUCCUAGACAGUCUUCGGUAUCUUCUCUGGCUAUGCAACUAACCUCCCAUCACAGCAAAGCAAAGAGAAUGCCAGUGUCAGUGCCCAGGACUGAAGUAAAAUAUGCCCGCAGUUUAUCCUCAGAAACGGAAAAUUUUAAGUCUAAAUAUGUGUGCAACCAACAACGCACUCAGCAGGGUGUACCAAGAACAAAUGUUAAAUGCAACAAUUCUAGUCAGCCAAGUAUCAUGCAAAUGGUGGUUGAGCGGUCUGCACAAGUAAUGACCAGCUCCAAUAGUGUUCAGGUAAACAAUGGCAUACCAGUCAAUGCUGUAACAGGUCAGGAUAGUAUUGAGAAAACUGUGGUAGUGACAGAAAAUCUGUCAAAAGUGAAAUCUUUCAGAGAAAUUCAUAAAGAUGAGAAGCCCUUUAAAUGGGAGGCAAGUCCAAUUAGAGAGUUACGUUCAAAGACAAUGUCACCAGAUAAGGAAGGCACAAUGCAGGUAAACGAUUCUCCAAAAUCCAUAGCAGCACCGGCAGUUGCUAGACGGAAGAGAGUGAAACAGCAUGAAGAGGGUGAAGACAUGCCAGCAGAUUCAAAAAGAACCAGGCAAGGUAAAUCUGUUGUUAACAAAAAUGUUGAGGCAAAUGAAAAGUCUGAUGAGAACGGUCCUAAUAUUCUGAAAUCAACAGAUUCAGACAUGGUCAUGGAAAACAGUCAAGUUAAAUCUGUUGUUAACAACAAUGUUACGGCAAAUAAAAAGUCUGACAAUAAAGAUCCAAAGAUUCCAAAAUCAGUAGAUUCAGACAAAGUUAUGGAAACCAGGCGAAGGUCAUUUAGUGAAUUACCUUCCAAUAAAAGCGCUGCCAAAGCUUUUAAAGAUGAUUCUUCAGAAAAUAAACCCUGUUAUGAAACAUUUUCACCUUCAAACAAACCGUCUGACCAUGUCCAUAAUCAACUGAGUCAGCUAUUAUCAAAUGCUCCACCACCACGGAAAGGAUGCAUAAUCAGGUCUGGCUCUGGUAGAAAGCAUAAUAAAUCAAACACUCCUACAAAAAAGAAAGAAAAAACUAGAACUGAAAACAGUUCUGCUGUAGAUUCAAAAACGAAGAGUGGAUUAAGAUGUAACGUGGAUGGCACUCAAGCCUAUGAUAGUACACAGCCUACAAUCAAUAAAUUAGAAUUAGAAGAAAACCAGAUGAAUCAAGGUGCUUGUCAGUCAGAAAUCAAUAUUGUCACGCAAAGUAUUGAAGAUUCAGCCACAAGUCUGUUACAAGUAAACAAUUUGUCACAAUGUAUUGAAGAUUCGUCUGAAAACCCUGCAGAAAAUUUGCAAAAUGAAUCUUAUUCUCCCAUUUCUGACUCUGAAGAAAGCCAACUCGACAUCAUGGCUGAAGUGAAAAGGAGAGUGAAAAAUAAGGUUUUAAACCUGAAGAGGAAGCUGUAUAUGGGUAACAACUUGGCCAACACACCUGAAGGUUUAGCUUUUCAUGACAUUGAUGAAGGCCUUGAUGAAGGCGUAGAGUCUCCAGCAAAAAUGUGCAAGCUGGAUGGCACUUCAGGAAGCCCCAGCAAGUCAGACUCUGAGGAUAAACACAGCGAGUCAUCGUACUGCAGUGAUUCCUCCCAGCCUUCAGACAGUGUCAAUGAGAUAAGCCCGAAACCAAUUCGACAGCUUAUCCACGGUGGAAGGGUUUACCAAAUUCAGCAAGGUUCAGUGACCGAGUUUGAUAUAAAACAAGGUCAGACUGACCCUGAGUCCAGUUUUAUGUCCAGAUUGAGUCCACAUGAAGUGACCCCAGUAACAAGCCCAAUGUCAUCACGUACUUCCAGUCCCUCCAGAAUGUAUUCAGCUGUAAGUGUAAGUUCCAGGCACGUGAACACUUCACCAUCUAGCCUUCAAGAGCAGCCAUUACCAUCCAGCCUCCAGAAACAGCCUUCACCAGGAACAAAACACAUCAAACCAUUCAAUGCGGCAAAUGCAAGUUCUGUGAUUAGCCCUGUGAGGAGACGUAGUUCUACAGCAAGCUCCAAAGCUAGCAAAGGACCGAAAAGUCGGCCCGGGAUUACCACCAGGUCAAAGGUUAAUGAAUAUAUUGAAACCACAUUGCAGAGCAUCAGACCUCAUGGCUUGAAACCAAGUCCAACCACCUGGAAACUCAACAAGAAAGUUAAAAGGAGUAUAUAUUCACUGGAAUUCAAGAAAACUCAAUGAAAAACAUUUGUCAUUCAAUCGCUAGCAAACAGUUGAUUUUGUGAUUCAAAUGCUCAGUCAUCAUUAUUGAACACUUAUAGUGAUCAAUCCAGGAGUUGAUAGGACUGUGUAUACCUCGGUACUUUGUAUAUAUACCUUGUUAUUUUUGUAGAUGAUGAACAUUUAAUCUUGUAUUCAACCAAAGGCAGCUUCUUCACAACGUGUAAGCUUCUUUUACAUAACAUAAUCCAUUGAUGAUUAAUUGAUCUUUACAAUCUAUCAGUGUUAAUGCAAUUACAUUUACAUAUUAAUAUUUUUUCUCCACAAGAAUGUGCAUUUUCUUCUCAAAAUAUGAUGUGCUAUUUCUCUUUAUUUAAUCCUGCAUUUUGUAAUUUUAUGUAUCUCAAAGCUGCUAUUACAAAUGGGGUACACAUUUUAUGGCAAAAAUAACGUUCUGAUUCAUUUAAUGUAGGUGACACAGACAUAUUUGAAGUAAACAUGCAGAAUCAAAGAAUCAAACAAUUGAUUAAUUUGUAAAUUAACACAUUAUUUUUCAUUAAUCGCCCCCUUGGUGCAAAAAGGUACCAUGUUACAUGGAAAUUAGUCGGCACAGGGUUACUUUUUGCUCCCAUGGGGCAAUUUGUUGUUAAGUUCACUGAUGAUUCGUAAUUGUAAAAGGGUAAUGUUUGAACAUUAUUCAGAUUUGCACUUAAAUUCAUAUAAUAAUGGAUGUUACUUUUACGUAAUUAUGUGUAGUACAAAACAUUUUUAUAAUUAGUAUCUUUGGAAUGCUGCAAAACAUUUCGUUCGUGUUGUCUUAAAUCUGGGUGCAAUUGAAGGGAACUGGUGAUUGCUUGAUUUACAGUUUGGAAAAGGAAAAGUUGUUUGAUAAUGCUGUACAAUAUUAUCUUUGAAAUAAUUUUUUGCAAUAUCAGGUCUGGACAAUUGGAAGUCAUUUCUAAUGAAUUAUAUUUCUGGCAUUGACAUUGUUCAUUGUAAACAAGGUUUUGGUUAAUUCUAAGAAACGUUUAUUAUGAUUACUGUUUUGAUAUUAUUGGUUUUUGAAUUGUAUAAGACAAAAACAGAUGUUUAAAAGCAAUUAGUAUAUUGAUAGUGCAUUGUAACAUAGAACUCAAUGAAGGUUUAAACGUUUUAUUGAAAAUAUAAUAGACACACAUUCACGUUAUAUGAGGAGACUUGGUUGAUCAUGUUUGCAUAGUUUGUCAUGAAUUGACUCUUGUUCUGAGAAAACUGGGCAUAAUGCAUGUGCGUAAAGUGUUGUCCCAGAUUAGCCUGUGCAGUCCGCACAGGCUAAUAAGGGAAGACACUUUCCGCUUUA